Messenger RNA from Mya arenaria, 3384 nucleotides. RefSeq lists its product as uncharacterized. The transcript has 3 exons. Lineage: Eukaryota; Metazoa; Mollusca; Bivalvia; Myida; Myidae. The record is from RefSeq and is a predicted model, not a curated record. Gene Ontology annotation, molecular function: calcium ion binding. Bases 312 to 2702 code for a protein of 796 amino acids.
UUAAAAUUUCAUUUGCUGGAAAUGUAGGAUGUAUUCUUAAAAUAAUUUUAACAUCCUGUAUGACGGCUUAUAUAAAAUGAGGGAAAAGUCACCACGCAAUGCAAACUACAUUCACGGGAUAGAUAGAUAGAUACUUUUUAUUCCUCGAUUAGUGAAGAGAUUUUGAUUACUUGUAGAAAACCAUGCGUUAGCAUACCAGCCAAUAUAGGUGAGUAAAUAUUCUUGGCUUAGCUGGGAAGGACUUGAAGCAAUCAGUUGUUUGUAUAACUGACUCACUGAUAGCGAACAUAGAACAGUUCAGAAACAUCGCCAUGCCUGGGGAACAGCUGACUUGUGUGUGGCAAACUGCGUUUGCGAAGGGUCUUCAUAAUAACAGUACUAGUGGGGAUAUACCAAAGGAAUCCAUCAAAGAAUUAAUGUUAGCAUUAGCAAAUCUGGAAUCUGUCCAUUAUUCUGUAAGAACAUUCCAAGAAGUUUUUGGAAGCUCCGAUGUCAUCAGUUUCAAAUCUUUCAAGCGGUACGUUGAUACUCAUCUAAGAGAAAAGGGAUAUCCGCUUCAUCUUGUUUUAGAUGAAAUAGAAAGAAAAUGUUGGGAGCUUUGCCAGCCAUAUUACAAAACUACUCUCAACAAAGAAGACACUCGAAAACUUUGGAUGAUAUCAAACCGGCUGGUAGACGAGAAUUCGUAUCCAUCUGUCAUCUGUCAGCGGGAGGGGAACUGGUUCAUGGAAAAAAUGUUCACAACCAUUGGCAAGAUGUGGAAAUGCAGUGAGGUUUUCAAAACCGAGGGAGCUACAUUUCAAGAUCUCUUAAAUAUAGUCGAAGACACGGUUCUGCAUGAAACAUCCCAGGACAAAAUGCAGAAGAGCAUGACUACUUUGUACGCUAGUAUUGUCACAGAGGUAAUGAAGUCCGGGUGGGUCUACAAACGUACCAGGAAGCAAGCCAACUGGACCAACUGGGUCCACAGAUGGUGCAUCCUUACACCAAAUAAAAUUAUCUACUGCAAGGAGGAAAAAGCUACACCAAAGUUAAGCCAAACAAAGGGAGAACUAUUGAUAAAUAAGCACACAAAAUUACUCGGUCUGAAUGACUACAAUGGUCUGAUUCACAAACUGAAGGGUCGAUUCAUUGUAUCAAAUGAACCUGUUAUUGAUUUGGAAGUUGCUGUUGGUAGUGCUGAAGAAAAGGUGUCCUGGCUGUCGGCCCUUGAAGAAUCCAUUAAGUGCUGCAGAGAAAAAACGACACCUAUUCAAAAGUUAUUAAAUGAGCGACGGGGUCUUGACGUGAAAAACGAGCAUGGAAAGAUCCAGAAAGAUAAUAAAGGCCCAACUACAACCACAAAAAUGAUAAUUUCAGCCAAAAACGGGAAACACGUUCACACCGGAGAAGACGAAGACAACAAAGAAUUGUCAGAAAACAUCGUUCAUGCAAAUAUGGAAAAAAUGAAAGCCGUUUUUAUGAAGAUGGACAAAGACGGGAAUGGACGGAUCGACAUAGAGGAGUUUGCAGCAUUUCUUCAAAGUAUUGGCCUUCAGAUGUCAAAACAAGAAGCAAAUAUGGUUUAUAAAAGUGUCGACACAGACGGCAAUGGAUAUGUAUCGUUCGAAGAAUUCCAGUUAUAUUUUACCAAACACGUCAUGGAUGAAACCUCCUCUGCAGAGUGCGUCAACGCCAUGAGAAGGGCUUUCAUGGAAGCAGAUAGAGAUGGCUCGGGAACUCUCAGUUUCCGAGAAUUCACAGAGUAUAUUUGGGACAAAAAAAGAUCAAUCAGAAUGUCGCAAGUAAUGAAGGUGUUUUCCGAAGCAACAAAAUCCGGUUCAGAUGAAGUGUCAUUCACAGAUUUUCAACAAGUCAUACAAAAUGGAGCAUCUAACCUUAUGAUGCCCAUCAUAGAAGGGGACAUAAACGAAGAUGAAACAUCCGAUGUUUUCCGGGACCAGCUUAAACAAGUUUACGACGAUACAGAGGCAAAGGAACUAGCUUCUUACAUUCGAGGUAGAUGGAACAAAUUUGCAUCUUUUCGACGUGCAGGGGCUACUGGUACUGUGGUCAUGACAGGUGGACAUGGAAUGGUGGCAGAUAUCCUUCCAGGAGAAUACAAUCUGGUAGAUCUUGCAUGUUUCAGCGACCUUCCGCCACUGGUUCCAAAACAUACCGUUAUUAAAGGAGUGAAAUGGGUUUCUAGCUCAAUUCCUGGAAAGUCUGGUAAAGCAAUUUUUCCAAAGGAUUUCGAUGGAAAGAUUGUGACAGAUCUUGCUACAAAUGAACUUCUCCGAUACUACGGCUGUAGUUUCGCUGAUACACAACAAGAAAAGGUUUCCCUGCUAUAUCGACAUGGUAUCCAGGAUUUCACAUACGAAAACGGAUAUCUGGAGAAGUACGUUACAACUGCAAAUGGCGGCGCAGGGAUUGAAAAACACGACUUUUCGCAUCUUGAUUGUCCCUUGGCCGCAAAUUCAGGGACAUUUAUACUUGGCAAGUUUACGGAUGACGAUGAGAUUCAUAUCACUGGAUUCAAAAUCCCAGUGAGGCACACUCUGUAUAUACCAGGCGGAACCAUCCACUGCAACGACUAUUUGUCAGGAACGUGGAGGACGAUGUUGUCCGACGAAACAGAUAUUGAUCACGUGCAUCUUACCAGAGCCCUAAGCAACGAGAAUGGAGGGAAAUACGAGCAUUUCCAGUUUCAGUUCGAUUGAAAAAAUAUUGUGUAUAGAAGAAUUAGUACUAACUGAAAUUAGGUCCUGCUUUGUAUUUAAAACAUGUUAUUAAAUCUUUAUUUCUACUUGUGAACAUGUUAUGCUUUGUGUGUGAAAUGUUUUUAUACGAAUAUUAAGAUGACUCCAGAAAAAAGUUAUAUUAUGUUGAUGUUUACGAACAGAAAUUUGUAUUUUGGGAAUUGAUUUUAGAUGUGUUUGUACUUUAACGAUGUAAUCGUUGGCCAAAAUUUCAACACGACGGAAUUUUGUAGAACUUUUUGCACAACGCUGUAUGCAUUUUUUUUUAUUUGCACGUGUAGAAGCAGAAAAUAGCAUAAAAUUUUAAAGGCUAAGAACCAUCUUUAUAAAACAAAUUCUGUCUAAAAAAGGUAAUUUAGAAACUAACGUCACUUACGUAAUUGUUUACUUCGGUUUUGUCACGUGACGAGACAUGUGAGAAUCCCGUUAAAGACACGUGAUUCAUCACCAUGCUAAGAUACAUGUACGUGUAUUCGAUGUAGUUAAAGUCUUAGUUGUGUCACGUGGUCAUUUUGUAUUGUUCAUUGUUCAUCCCUCGUUGUAUCGUUGUUUUUCUGUCGUAUAUAAUAUAAUAUUAUUCAAAUGCUUAAAAUACUUUACAAUGUUGUUUUAUAUGUAGUCAUUGAUUAAAAGUGAUAUUUUA